AUGACUAUAUCAACUAUUCAAUCUUAUAAAACAAAUGUCAAUAUAUUAAUAACUGCUAUUUGUUUGGUUGUAUCAUUUCUUUCUGUUGGAUUCUUUGCUGAAUAUUUAACAAAACACCAAUUUGGUAAAGACAAGAUUUUAUUUACUGCAACUAGUGCAUUAGUAUUUCUUCAGGCAAGUUUCAGUACUCUUGGAGCAUAUGUCCUGAUUAAAAUAACAAAACAACACUUUGAUAUAAAAAACAUUCCCCAUAAAAGAUUUGUUAUUCAAAGUCAGGCAUAUUGUGGUGCAAUGUUCUUUUCUAAUAAAUCAUUGUUAUAUAUUGAUUAUCCAACUCAAAUUAUUACCAAAUUUUUUAAACCAAUUACUGUUAUGUUAUUUAGUAUUUUUUAUACUAAAAAAUAUGAAAUAAGACAGAUUAUAUUCAGUAUUAUUACAUUUAGUGGAAUAGCUAUGUUUAUGUAUGACAAAUUUGCUAAAUUAGAUACUUCAAAAUAUUCAGAUUUUUCAUUCUUAUUUGGACUAAUACUAAUUGUUACAUCAUUACUUUGUGAUGGAAUAGCAUCAGCAGAAGAAGAUAUUAUUGCUCAUGACUAUCAAGUACCAUUAUUCUAUACAAUGAUGUAUGCUAAUUUUUAUGCCAUUCCAUUAUUUGCUAUUAUUUCAAUAGUCACAGGAGAUUUGCAACAAAUGAUAAGUAUUAUAUCACAAGAUAUAGAAUUUCUAUUAAUUAUUAUUUGCUAUGUUUUUUGUUCCGUUUGUGGACAAUACUUUAUUUACAGGUUAAUUACAUUAGCUAAUUCAUUACUUCUUGUUGCAGUAACUAAUACAAGAAAGAUUGUAACAAUGAUUAUUUCUGUUAUUGUAUUUAAACACCCAAUCACAAAACUACAGAUAUUUGCUAUUUUUAUUGUUUUUGGCACAUUAUUCAUUGACAUUAUGACAAGAAAACCACAACAAAAACAACCGCAACAACAAAGUUCAGAAAAUACUAAGAAGAAUAAUUGA
Entamoeba histolytica HM-1:IMSS is the source of this 1008-nucleotide messenger RNA. RefSeq names its product UDP-galactose transporter-related protein 1, putative. NCBI's taxonomy places the organism in Eukaryota, Evosea, Mastigamoebida, Endamoebidae. Gene Ontology annotation, cellular component: endoplasmic reticulum membrane; Golgi membrane. The coding region runs from base 1 to 1008 and encodes 335 amino acids. Gene Ontology annotation, molecular function: UDP-galactose transmembrane transporter activity; UDP-glucose transmembrane transporter activity. Gene Ontology annotation, biological process: UDP-galactose transmembrane transport. The record is from RefSeq and is a predicted model, not a curated record. The transcript has 2 exons.